AUGUUUAAGUUUUUAGUAUGUUUUUCUUUGUCCGUGGUAGUGAGUGAGGCAAUUCAGUGCCUGCCAAAUGUUUGUGACUCGGUAAGAUGUGCAGCAGUUACCGAAGCCAACUGUGGCGGGAACAUCGUACAAAACGGAGGAUUCUGUGGCUGUUGUGAUUCGUGUGAAGAACUUCUAAUCGAGGGUGCGUACUGUGGCGCCGGGUUCCUGCUGGGCGUUCCCAGUCCAUCCAAGUGUGGCCAGGGCCUUCACUGCGACAGCCGUACCAUGCGUUGUACUUCCGAUGCCCAUGUUGCGACAGCUCGGGAGACUCAAACAGGUCCGUGUGCUACCGCUCACCAACAUUAUCUAACCAACCAGCAGAGCAAUGGUGGAUUUGGACUCCUCGGCGCUGUAGAGCCUCUUUGCGACGAGAAUGGUUUUUAUCAGCCGAAACAGUGUGAGGGAUCCGUGUGUACAUGUGUGUCAAAGACUGGCGAAAACAUCCUCAACUACCGUGAUGAUGUGUGGCGUGCUGGCGACAUGAACUGCCAAUGUGCACGUGACCAGAAAGAGUACAUGGACACAGGUCUGAUUGGUCGCUUUUUCUACUGCACACCCAACGGUAACUACCAGAAACAUUAGUGUCUUGGAUCUGUCUGCCACUGUUUAGACGAGCACGGACAGAUGGUAGGCACCAAGACCGUCAGUAUUGGUAACCUGAACGAACUGUCGUGCUGAUUACCACGGAGUCUGACUAUGGAAUGAAAGAAGUAAUCAUAUAAGUAAUGGAA
Messenger RNA from Ylistrum balloti, 773 nucleotides. RefSeq lists its product as uncharacterized. Lineage: Eukaryota; Metazoa; Mollusca; Bivalvia; Pectinida; Pectinidae. The transcript has 6 exons. The coding region runs from base 1 to 624 and encodes 207 amino acids. The record is from RefSeq and is a predicted model, not a curated record.